GUAGCAGCAAACGACGGUACUACAUUGGAUAUUAUACUAAAAAUUUUGAGUUAAUUAACGCUUUAUUUAUCCUAUCUCCCGACGAGUUAGUGUGACUGUUUUUUAUUUUUUUAAUAAAAUAAAUCUUUAAAAUAUAAAAAUGGAACCUCCGAAGCCAAAGAAAACUGGCAAUCCCCAUGCAUGUGAAGAAGGUAUGGACGAUUUACCAAAAGACUAUAGAAGUAAGGAAAAAAGAAGUGCCCAUGUUCCUCCUCCCCCUCGACGCAGGCGCCCACGACCACCCGUGGUAGAUCCUGAUGUAUCAUCGGACAGUAGCGCUUCUAUCGAGGACUCAUCACCAGACAAUCCACCGGAGACCGAACCUGAACAACCAGCAUCGGCAGAAGAACAGAGUACUACUCCCGAAGCUCAAGAGGAACCUAAUGUUGUUGACGAGGAAUCUGUACCCGAGCUCACGGAGAGGUGUCCAGAGCCACCUCCAGAAGAACCAGAGAAAUUAUCACCGGAGAAUCUUGCGAAAAGAAGACGGGCCUCGUUGUUAAUGUUGCCCGAAGAUACAUCAGCACUAACACUUCCUCUUGAAAGAACUAUGAGGUUACUGGCGAGGGACGCCGCGGCUACGCCUUUGUUAAGCAUGGGCGGGCCAUCGACAAGUUAUCAAGUAGACUGGUCACAACCAUCGACUAGUCAGCAAGCAGGCUCGUCACGCCCAUCGACUAGCCAGCAAGAAGACUGGGCACGUCCAUCGACUAGCCAGCAGGAAGACUGGGCACGCCCAUCGACUAGCCAGCAAGAAGACUUGGCACGCCCAUCGACUAGUCAGCAAACAGAAUGGUUGCGCCCAUCGACUAGUCUUCAAACAGACUCGCCACGGCGGUCUUUAUCUUCGUCAUGUGACUCCGCGGGUGUACCAGGUGCAUCGCGAUGGUCUACGUCGGUAUGUGCCGAUGACGAAUCAAUGGAUUCAGAUAUUAGACUACCAUCGUAUCCGCCGAGUCAAGAAUCGCGAAGUCAAUCGACUGCAACAGAAAUUGAUGAAGAUCCUGAUACGCAGCCAAUGGAAUGGUCGCCACUCCCGGAGCCGUCUGCUGGUAAACGUCUUAGUGUGACGUCAGAUUCAUCUAUGCCGGAGAUACUCAAAGGAGUAGAAGAUACACAGCAAACAGAGAGAGAUGAGCCGGCGGCAGCGAAAUUGAAGCAUACAGAGGGCGUUGUUAAAUUGACAGUGUGCACACCUAAUCUCAAGGACAAGAAAGAGGACGCUCCUUCUGCUGAGGAAACCGGCUCUGCUGCCACUUCUGUUCCAGCUGGGAGUACAGCGUCGCAUCCUGCCAGCGGGAACCAAACUCCUGACCCAGGGCUCACAGCCGCCGGCUCGUCCCGCCCGCAUUCUCCGAGGCCCGCGCCAUCGCCCGUCAGAACGGAACCGCCAGCCGACCCCGCAACAGCGCCAAUCGUACCCAAUCAAGAAACAGUCAUAGAAAUUGCAACGAAUUCUCAAAAUUUAGGAUUAUUUUUGCUCGGCGGUAGCGACACGUCUAUUAACGGUCCAGCAGCAGUAGUGUUGGACGUGGUAAAGGAUCGUCCAGUUGGGCGCGACGGGAGACUCCAGCACGGUGACCAGAUCCGAGCCGCCUGCGGGAUAUCGCUUACAGACGCUAUGACCGAGGACAGGCUCAACAUGACCAUCAAACAAUGGGCACCUAAGCUAAAAUUCACAGUUUUCCGUCCGGAUCCGAUCCCUUACGUAACUAUAGAGGUGGACAUAAAUCGCAAGCAAAAACCCCUAGGUUUUAGUUUUGCGGCGUUUUCUAACGACAAAGGUGUCUACAUUGCCCAGAUUUUGCCUGGUUCCCCAACUGAGCAAGACGGUCGGCUCAAGCGAGGAGACCACAUACUAACAGUGGACGGAAAGGAUAUCUCCGGCAUGGACUUUACAUCUGCCUCCAUCGCCCUCAAACUGCUUGGGCCCAAAGUAUCAAUUAAAGUUAGAAGACUAAAGAUCGUUAGGUAAUUACAAAUUGAGCUGGCGGCGUACGGGUUAAUUGCGAGUUCGCAGAUUUAGAAAUAUUAUCACAACUUUUUGACGAAUUACAGAGCUUUUAGGAUUUUCUUCCAUCUAAGACGGUAAGAUCGAAACUUCCCAGUAACUAUGUAACAUGCAUAGAAACAACCUGUUUUUUUUUUUUUUUUAAUUAAUUUGUAUUUUUGCUGUAAACACAAUUAAAACUCUAUACUGACUGUUAUCUGAUACCAUGAUUGUAAGUAUUGAAAUUAAAAAAAAAAAAUUAUUAAAAUUUUUUUGUAAUGACUUUAUAAUUGACUCAAUGAUAUUUCUUUAAUCUGUGAACUUUAUUGUGAAUGGUAACAAAUGUUUAGAUGUAAUAAUUUCCGUGUAUUAAAAAUUGGGCACGCUAAGGAAGUGAAUCGACAAUAAAAAUUAAAAUUUCCUAAUCCAACUGCAUUUUAAUGAUAUCGAGUUAUAUUUCGCUAAUACUAAACGUUUUCAAGCCGCGAAUGAAUUUCUUUUAAUAAUUUUCCAUAAAUAAUUUUGCUUCACUUCCUAAACCCAAAUCUGUUUGGACCUAAAAAUAUUUUGCCGAUUCUAAUAUUUUAUAAUAGUCCAACAGCUCCACUGGUUUGUAUGAAUUACAUUAUUCUAUUUUUUAUUUUAUUUUUUUUACAAUUUUGAUGCAUUUUAUACGUAAAUGACUUCGUUAUCUUUUGACUUUGAACUAUAAAUUUUAAUGUAUGCACAAUAAAGAAUUGAUUUGAUUGACAAACACGAACACAACUAUGCAUAUAGUUCGUUUUUGAAAUCGGCCGAUAUAACCCAACAAGCUGUAGUCGUUUAAGAAAGAAUAUAUUAGUAUAAUAUAUUUUUUUUUUCAGUAUUUUUAGUUGAGUAAUUAUAUUUAGCGGGUUUGAGGCGUACAUUUGUAAAUAGUUACUUUUAAAUGUCUGUUACUAUAAUUGAAUUCUCUAGUCCUCCCUUGUAGAGUGGUAGAUGUCUUCUCUAUGAUAAAUUGCCUUCUAAUAUAAUAUACUAGGCUUCACAAUUCCAUUGUUCUGAGCCAUUGCUAGGAAGCUAGAAAGAAAUGGUACAAUAGUUUUAUUCGCAACUAGAUUUAAGCACUAUUUCUAAUUUUAGAAUAACAUUACCCUGAUCCAUAUUAGUUUACAUGAAAAUUACAAUGUAUUUAAAAUUAUUCGCUGUAUCGUAUUGUAUGAUAGAAUUUCAUAAAAAUAAAAAAUAAACUAAUUAAAUAUUAUGCAUUUAAAUAUAUAUAUAUAUAAAAAAAAACGAAUGAAUUGCGUAGCAUAAUUCUAAAUCAUUGUAAAGUGUAAAAAGCGUGUUUCUCCUUGUCCGUUAAUAUAUUGAUUUGUAAUUACAAAGUAAGAUAGUUGCUAUUUUUAGUAGACACACAUUAUGGUAAAAAUUAUAUGGCCUCAAUUGUAGCCAAACACGAGUAUAUUUGGGACGCAGUACAUAGUAACUUGUUACCCUGCGAAAGCGAAGCCGGAGUACAGUUGUAUAUACAAGGAAAAUUUAUUAUAUUUAUAUUAUUUACUAUAACUUGUAGUAUUUGCAUAAUAAUAUCUCAAAAUUUUUUGUAAAUUGUUUUUUUUUUAUAUUAUUUUAAAAGAGAACACUCCACAGUCUUUUCACUAAUUAAAUAUAUAUUUGUGCCAUAUACAAACGAUUGUUAUCAGAUAACUUGUAUAUUUUUUUAGCUAAAAGACUUGGCAAAGGUUAAAAAAUAAAUUAAUACUGCAUACUAAUCGUAGAUUUUUAUUGUUUCGUCAUAAUUUUAUAUCUAUUGCAACACUCUUUUGUAAGUUUUAUCCUAGAAAACAAAAAUAGAUAUAUAUCCAUUGUAUAUUAUUUUAAUUUUUUUUUUAUGAUGAAACUUACAUGAGAUGAAACUUCUUAUUUUUGUAACUAAUUAUUUUUGUAGAGUUCGAAACUGGCUAGAUUACACUCACUGUAUAUUCGUAUAAGAUUUAUCGCCUUCUUAAUUAGUACUUAGACAUUAGUAUUAGUGAAAUUAUUAUAAUUGGAAACAAUGAAAAACACAUAGGACAUGGAAUUUCAAUUCUCUAGAGCAUACCUAGUAGAAAUAGUGAGUUAUUUAAUGAAAUCUAUUUCUUAUAAAAUUUAUUGUUGGAUUUUAAAUGGUAUAUCUAUAUAAUUAUAAUAUUGUAUACUAUAUUGUAUGGAAAAUUGUAUGAAAUAGUAAUUCUGUAAUAAAUUCCGGCUUUUAUAAACGAAA
Messenger RNA from Galleria mellonella (greater wax moth), 4274 nucleotides. Its product is annotated as inactivation-no-after-potential D protein-like. The transcript has 7 exons. Gene Ontology annotation, molecular function: protein binding. Bases 140 to 2014 code for a protein of 624 amino acids. The record is from RefSeq and is a predicted model, not a curated record. Lineage: Eukaryota; Metazoa; Arthropoda; Insecta; Lepidoptera; Pyralidae.